Molecule: messenger RNA, 3851 nt
Organism: Aphanomyces invadans
Lineage: Eukaryota; Oomycota; Saprolegniomycetes; Saprolegniales; Verrucalvaceae
Exons: 15
Coding region: 37-3045 (1002 amino acids)
Molecular function (GO): protein binding
Source: RefSeq, a predicted model, not a curated record
GCAAGCGGCAAGGAGAAACGAGUUGAGCACGCAUCCAUGGGGUUCCACUUCCUCGGACCGCGGCACUAUGGUCACUGGAAGCGCCAGGAGAUUCUCGGUGCGUCGGGUGUCCCGCUUGGAUGCAUGCGAUCCGUGGAAGGAGCUCUCGCCCGCGACUUGGAGCAGCUUCUGCCCACGCUCAUGGGCGCACGAGAUUACCGCGGCGCAGCAGCGAUUCUCAACGUGAUUUACGCGCACUUUAUGACCGAUCCAGCAUCAUGUGUCACGACGAGUUUGGAAAUCCUGCGCCGUCUACCUGAUACGACACCAACCCUCGUCGAGUUCUAUGAAAGUCUUAUUGACUGGCAGUCUGCGCAUAUCAGUAACGACGUGAUCGUCCGCGAGCGGUUCCUCCUGUACGUGCUGCAAGGGGACUUGCACGAAGCGUACGCGUAUUACAAGGAGCACAUGCAAUUGGAAGUGCUACAACAGGAUGUGCAUGUCGUCGCGAGCUUCGGCAUGGUGUGCUACUGGCUCCUCUUCCGCGAAGAUCAAGAGCUUCGAGACGAGUACAUAACGUCGUCUGGGUGCGCUACCAACUUCAGCACCGACGACGGCGAUGUCAGCAGCUCCGCCGCGGCACAGUUUACCCAGGACGCAUCAUAUCCCAUCCAGCACGGCGUCGGCACUGCCACAUUGUAUCAAGAAGCGCUCGUGAGCUUUCGUCGAGCGAUGACGCUCAGCCCCGAGAGCAACGUCUUUGUCGAAUACUAUGUUCAAAUGCUCGUGAUGAAGAACGAUAUCGAGCUGGCUGCCGACUACUUGGAAUACUUCUACCAUCUCUACCCGACAGAGCCCCACGCGUGCCGCAUGUUGUUCGACUUUUACACCCAAUUCUUCCCCCAUUCCACCGCAUGCCGCGUCGAGAUUUGCAUAAGAUGGAAUACCCUCGAUCCCUCGACAUUAGUGCCAUUGAAAGCCCUCGUGCAGAGCCACGAGAACGACGUCGUGGCGAUGGAAGUCCUAGCUGAGUGUCUGUGCCAUUCGCUCGACCAUUGCGGGAGCGCUGUGUAUAUGCAGCUGCACCCCGACACGGCGCUGUGGUUGUGGCAGCAGCUUGCCGACCUUCUUGGACCUGUGUCGCUACCCGGUGUAUCGAGAGAAGUAGCAGCAUGUUUCGAACCGAGACAGUGGUGGCAGCGAGUAUAUUUUUCCUUUGCGGGUCCCACAGACGAGUUGACGCAAGUACAAGUACUGCAAUGUGUGGUCGUUGCCCGUGUGUGGGGUCUCGAAGCGCUGUCGUCCACGAUCCGCCUUCACGAGCUCGUGGAUUCGCCGGAAGGCGUUGUGCGCGCCAUCGCGAAACGCUUUCACUUGGAUGUGCUUGCACCCCGAUCGACUCCACCAAAAAUACCCACCACCGAUCCCAUCCUUCGCGUGUGGACUACGCAACUGAGUUGGCGGCCAUCACUUGGGCAAUUGCGCACCCCACACGUCCUUAAACGGCCGCAAGUUCUCACUUCGUUUGACGUGGAAGAUGCUGUUCAAGUACAUGAGGUUGCGUUGGACGCCGCCCCGCCAUGUUGCCGCAUUCAACGGCCACCGAAUUGUGAGCCAAGUGUGAUUCACUCACGCCAUUCGACGAGGCAGCAUCCGUAUUUAUGGCUCAUGAGCCAGCGAAGUGGCCGCACCAACCCGUGGCAUAUCCAAGUGGCGUCGACGUCCAUUCACGCCGUCGACCCGCCGAGGGAAGCUGGCGUUAUGGUCGAUAUCGCCGACACGCCCGACUUCACGGCCAAGGACUGCUUUGCUGCCGCAAUGGAAGACGAGCUCCUCCUGUCCACCAAACACGAAAGUUCCAUCAAGCCACCACAUUUAUGGACGUCGUACUUGUACAAGAACCUUCCCACGCCGCCGACCCUCCAACAGGGUUCGACCAUUAUCCGCGCUCUGCGCCACAAGCACCCGUUCCAGCCGCAGCAUCGCAUCCCGGCACGCUUUCUCCACUGGAUCCAGCAUUACAUGUUGCGACAUGGAGUUCGCGCCACGCCGGACAAGUGCCGGUUGUACUUAGAGGCGCAGUGGCGCCGUCAGCGCGGUCGAUGCCGCGGCCUUCCGUCCUCGGAUGCGGUGGCGCUGGCAAUCGAGUAUUUCAAAACCAACCCAGCGAUCCUCCCACGCCGCAUCCGCGAACGUUUCCGGGAGUUUGUUCUCAGUCAUGGAAAGCACAUUUCGCUCGUCGACCUUUGCCGCGAGUUUUACACGCAGUUGGAGGCUCGAAAGCCGUCGAACCUCCCGUUCUUUAGCGUGUUGUUUGCUACGACCAAGCAGUGGAUGAUGACCGGAUUCAAUCGCGGCAUCUGCGCCGUCACUGCAUGCUAUCCCCCUGGCGAACUCAACUGCGAUGACGACGACGAUGUAUGGAAUCGAGCCCUCAACGAAGAGCCCCCCGUGGCCGAGUCCUCCUUCCUUCUCCCCGCCAACCAGCGGUACCUGUCGUCGAUUGAAGAAUGGCUGCGCACCGAGUCGCCCGUCACAAACGCGACGCUGGUUUACUACAUGCACAUGCACUUUGACGCGACGAGUCCCGACUUUCCGUCGCCGCCGUCCGUCCUCUCUGCCAUGAUCGACUACGUGCGCGUGCAGCUCCAUGCCGAGCUCGCCGACGUGCCGACGCUGGAAGACAGCAUCUACUACUCGCUGCCGAAAACCAUCAUGCACAAGCCCAAGUACCGCAAGUACCUCGAGUCAUGUGUCGUGCGUCAUCCGAACAUGCCGUUUGAAGAUAUCGUGCGCAUCAUGCUGGACAAGGCCCAGUUGCCGCCGUCGAAAGACAACGUCCCGUCGAUGCGCGAACUCUACAGGUGGUGGAAAGCUACCGUGAAUGACCUUGUCUGCGCCGGUCUCGGCCACGGCACUCGAGUUCCCGAUUGCACGUUGGAAGAAGCGGACGUCGCCAGGGUUCCACCCGUCUUGAAGGACUGGUUGGGCGACAUUGAGACGGCCAAAAAAAAGUUGCCAAAGAUGCUCAACCUACCCGACGACAUGGAGAUCUUUGCGAUCUAGUCACCGCCAACAUGCAUCGACCAGCCCAAUUCAAGACACUUGUCUCGUGUAAGUCUUCGUGGUUUGCUUCCACCACAGCAGUGGCCAUGCCACCGGUGGCAGCGUCGAUGUGUCCUCGGCUUUGACGAUGACGCUACAAGACUACGUGGAGUGGGGGUUGACCAGCGCUGCGAUCUUGGUCGUGUUGUGCCGCACGGUGUGCAAGAGUUGCUGGGUGUCCUUGUGGUUGGGUCGAUCGUGGAUGGACCGAUGGAGGCGGGUGGUGGUGGGCUUCUUGGUGUGUUUUUCGAUGCUGCGCUUACACGGCGACGUCAUCUGCAUGCCGCUCGAGAUGGACUCGGUGGAGGACUCGAGAGUGACUGUGGCCGUGUUGGGGGUGGGUAGCUGCGGCGCACGGAGCUGCGGGCAGGUGGUGACAUGGGCCAGCGAGUCCUGGACAACGUGACGCAAGUGUACGUUCUUUGCCCCGUUCGGGUAAAACAUUGGCGCCGACAUCGUGUGGGACGCUAAUGGAGCGAUUCCCGUGUGUUUCAAGUCGGGAAUGUGAAUCGGCUCAACGAGAAGCUGCGAGUGGGCUUGGUCCUUUGCGCCGGCCAUGUCGUCGACGUGGCUAAUGUACUGGCGCGAUUGCACAGUCAUGACGUCCAGGUACGGCGUGUGAUGGCGCUUCGGACGAUGGUGCGACGUGUGGCUAUCAUGCCGACCGAGGGACUCGAGAAGGAGAUGCGUGCUGCUCAUGUCCGGGCGCCGUGAAACGGUUCAAGGAAUGCGCGGUUUCAUGAGCACCACGACGCGGAAGGUCAGCC